CCCGAGCGGGAACCCUCCCACCCUCUCAGUGCCAGAGUGCACCCUCGUGCUGUUCUGAGAGAAGAAAAACAGACUCGGGUUACACGUUUCCUCCCUCUAGCCCUCGGUCACCCCGCCGUCCGAUUGGUCGAGGCGGAACCUCUCCCCUGGGUGCUGGUUAACCCCUCCUCCGAGUAAAUUUGGCCCAGCGCUUCACUGGCUGGCCUUGACGGUGCAUUUUCCAGUCGAGCCGAUUCAGAUUUGCGCCGGAGCAAGCAGGAUAAGGCAGAAAAGAGUCUGGCACGAUAAGGUGCAGACGGAAUCCUGCACAGCUGUGCUAACAAGGUUGUAAAUCAGCGAUGGUGGGAGGGGCAGCCAGGCUUGGCUGGCAGGAGGUUCGACUGCACUCUGGAUACGCCCCCAAUGGACAGUCAUACUCGCACCCAGAUCCUCCCGCCAGCUGUUUCGGGAUUCCUCAUCGAGGUCACUGCUGCCUGCUGAGCUGUGCUUUCUCGGUCCUGCAGAACAGCCAUUGCACUUCUGAGUGAAGGGGAGCUCUUUCAGUUCCCUCCACUGCACCCUCUGUUUCUGUCUCUGUCUCUAUCUCUCUCUCUCACCAAAGGAACCAGUGCCAGGCAUUCAGCCAUGUAUUCCGCGGUCACCCUGACCCUCAGGCAUGCACCCAGGUGCUGGACGGCAGGAAGGGCCAUCGGCACCGUCAUCUCAGGAAACAAGACUUCCCAACAGGUGCGGGAGAGGCUCAAGAGGGACGUGGAGAAGAUGGGGGCGCAGUUUCCCAGGUUCCGCCCGGGCCUGGUGGUGCUGCAGGUGGGAGACAGAGAAGACUCCAACCUCUACAUCAGCAUGAAGUUGAAAGCUGCAGCUCAGAUUGGGAUCAACGCCAACCACAUUAGGCUGCCAAAGACCGCAACAGAAGCUGAGGUUCUACGGAGCAUCAAGGCAGUAAACGAGGACCCCGCCGUCCACGGACUCAUUGUCCAGCUGCCCCUGGACUCCAUCCACCCAAUAGACACCGAGAAGGUCACUAACGCCGUGGCACCAGGGAAGGAUGUGGAUGGUUUGACCAGUAUAAAUGCAGGGAAGCUCGCUCGUGGGGACCUCGGAGACUGCUUCAUUCCCUGCACGCCCAAUGGCUGCAUGGAGCUCAUCAGACAGACAGGCACGUCAGUGGCCGGGAAGAGAGCUGUGGUUAUUGGCCGAAGCAAAAUUGUGGGGGCGCCAAUGCACGAUCUGCUGCUGUGGAGCCACGCGACGGUGACCACCUGCCACUCGAAGACGGCGGAUCUCCCCACCGAGGUGGGCCGGGCAGACAUAUUGGUGGUGGGGGCAGGAAAGGCAGAGAUGGUGAAGGGAGAGUGGGUGAAGAAGGGGGCGGUGGUCAUCGACUGCGGCAUCAAUCACAUUCCAGACAGCAGCAAACCCAGUGGGAAGCGAGUGGUGGGGGACGUACACUACCUCUCUGCCAAGGAGCGGGCAGGAUUCAUCACACCUGUACCUGGGGGUGUUGGGCCCAUGACUGUUGCUAUGCUCAUGGAGAAUACAGUGGAGAGUGCCAAACGUUUCCUCCAGAGCUACAAGCCAGGAAAGUGGAACAUUACCUACACCAAUAUAAAGAAGGAGACACCAGUACCGAGUGACACUGUGAUCUCACACUCCUGCUCACCCAAGCCUAUUACCCAACUGGCCAAGGAAAUCGGUCUCUUGUCUACAGAGGUGGAUCUAUAUGGAGAGUCUAAGGCCAAGGUGUGCUUGGAUGUCGUCAAGCGUCUUCAAAAAAAUCCAGAUGGGAAAUAUGUAAUAGUUACAGGGAUCACACCCACGCUCCUGGGGGAGGGGAAGAGGACAACUGCACUAGGACUGGCACAGGCAUUGGGGGCAGAUCACAAUGUUAAUGCCCUCGCCUGCAUGCGCCAGCCCAGCCCGGGCCCAGACUUUGGGAUUCGAGGAGGUGUUAUUGGAGGUGGAUAUUCCCAAGCUAUUCCAAUGGAAGAGGUCAACCUCCACCUCAGUGGGGACAUCCAGGCCGUCCUUGCUGCCGGCCGCCUGGUGGCCAACGCCGUGGAUGCCCGCCUGUUUCACGAGUCUGUGCUGACAGACAGGGCUCUGUAUGACCAACUGGUUCCACAGGACAAGGAUCAGAGGAAGUUCUCCCCCACCCAGCUCAGGACACUGAAGAGAUUGGGGAUUGACAAGACUGACCCAGCGACACUGACAGAACAAGAGAUCACCCGAUUGGUCCGGCUGAACAUUGAUCCUGAUGCCAGCGUUUGGGAAAGAGGAUUGGAUACCAAUAACCAGAGCCAGUCUCUGAUGGAAACAAGAUUGGCCAGGAUGUUCAAUAUUGCGGUGGCCAGUGAAAUUAUGGCCAUUCUGGCCCUUUCCAAUGGCAUGGAUGACAUGCAACAGCGUCUGGAGAAAAUGGUGGUGGCUACCAACCGAAGUGGGGAGCCCAUCACGACGGAGGACCUGGGAGUGAGCAGAGCACUGGCUGCGUUGCUGCGAGACGCCAUCAAGCCGAAUUUGAUCCAGACUUUGGAGGGGACCCCCGUAUUUGUUCACACAAACCCGUUUGCCGAUAUCGCCCAUGGCAACCCGUCCGUUCUCGCCGACAAAAUCGCCUUGAAGCUGGUGGGCCCAGAAGGAUUUGUGGUCACGGAGGCCGGGUACGGUGCCGACAUCGGCGCGGAGAAGUUUUUCGAUAUCAAGUGCCGCACCUCCGGACUGCAGCCGCAGGUCGCAGUCCUGGUUGCCACAGUCUGUGGGCUGAAGCUGCACGGAGGUGGUCCCACGGUUCUUGCUGGGCAGCCCCACCCAAAGGAGUACAAAGAGGAGAAUUUGCCUCUGCUGGAGAAAGGCUGCAGUCACCUUAAGAGGCAGGUGCAGAACUGCCAGGCCUUCGGGAUUCCUGUGGUCGUGGCGGUCAACACCUUUGAGACGGACACAGAAGCAGAGCUGGACCUCGUUUGCCACGCAGCCAAAUCGGCGGGGGCAUUCGACGCCGUGCCCUGCUCCCCCCGGGCUGCAGGAGGCGCCGGGGCAGUGGAGCUUGGCGAGGCCGUGAUAAGGGCAGCGGAGGAGCCCACCUCCCUCAGGUUCCUCUAUGAUGCCGAGCUGCCAAUAGUGGACAAGAUCAGAGUCGUUGCCAUGGAGAUGUACGGCGCCAAAGAUGUGGCGCUUCUUCCAGAGGCCAAGCGCAAAGUGGAACUGUUCACUAACCGGGGCUACGGUAGUCUGCCCAUCUGCAUGGCCAAGACUCCCCUCUCACUGUCACAUGACCCUGAGAAGAAGGGGGUGCCAGCUAGCUUCGUUCUGCCCAUCCAGGACAUUGGAGUCAACGUGGGAGCUGGGUAUCUCUAUGUGCUGGUAAAUGGGGAGCUUGUAUUGCCAAGGGCACCUGAAUGGCCCUGUUUCCAUGACGUGGACCUGGAUUCAGGGACCAGUCAUGAAGACUGUCUCCUAUGAUUCAGAUCUGCACAGAGUUGUCUGCAUUAGAACCAGAGAGACUUCCUCCUCAACGACAGUGCUGUUCUUCUUUCAUUGAUACCUUCCUGCUGUGCUAUACACUGUCUCUAGCCAACUCCCUGCAUCCUCACUGCUGGGAACCGGAGACAGACUGGGACUCCAUGUGAUAUCCACACUAUAUGCAUGCCCUGCUAUCGUUUUUCUACCAUAGACUCUGCUGCCAAAAUGCAUCUAUUCCUGAAGAUGUGGAUAAAAAAACUGACUACCCCACAGGGAGAAAAACAUGCUGCUUGCUUGUGAUCGUUUCUGACUGUGUCUCUUAGGCAGAAUAUAGCAAUUUCAGGUCAGGACUGGGCAGCAAACUUCCUUUCUUGAAGUGUCAAUGUAAUACUGUUUAUCUUGUAUAAAAUAGAAUAGGAUAACUUUAUUUUUCCUUGGGUGAACUUCAACUUCAAGUAGCUGGCAUACAAAAAAUUAAAUAAACAAUUUACAUAAAUUACAGUAAGAAAUAUAAUUGCAUAAAUUGCAUUUUGAUAUACCUAUACUAUAUUACUAUUACUACAAAUGAGAAAUUAAGAAUUCUGUCAAGGACAUUCUAGUAAAAAAAAUAUCAUACAUAAAUUACAUUGAACUAAAACACUGAACACAAAAAUAAAUUUCAGCCUAUGCUAAAUAAGAAAAUUUAAUUAGGCAUUAAAAUGACGGUGUGUUGCGUCAUUGAUGACGCAAACAGAUGUUAGCACAAAACUGUUGAGUAUUCGCCUUGUUUUAAAGGUUAGGGACCUAAGCCUCCGUCCCAAUGGAAAGAUCUCAAACAGAUGAUUCAGGAGAAGGACCAUUAUACUUUCUUGAAUAUGUAUACUCUUUUCAUAUAGUUGUUUAAUGGUCCUUUCUAGUCUUCCUGCGAUUUUACUACUCUGUAAUGUCACACUCUCCAGCUUAGUUUGUUGUUAUUUAAGCUGCUAGGAUGAAGGUCAGUGCUGAUUUAAUGAUUGAAUAAUUUUAUGAGAGAAGAUAUGGUCCUUCUGGGAAUAAGGACUGACAGUCAUUACCACAAUACACAAAAGUACUCCUUCCUGCUCCUGACUAAGAAUAGACCUCAUAAUUAAAAUGAAUAGUAUCGUUACAAGCUCUGUGCUUCCUUGCUGACAUAUAGGCAUUACUGUGAUGUUUCACAUUCAGCAGGGUCAAAGAUCUGAUCCCACGUGCUUCUGCCUGUCUCCAUAUUCAGACAGUGUAAUUAGACGCCACACAGUUUCAGCGUAGCGUGUGCUUAUGCGAUCCUUUAAAUGUAUCACUUAAUCCUGAUUUUCUGCUUACAGUUCAUGUCUGGUUUAUUCUUACUGAAGCACAGUUUUUAAAAUACUAAAAUGUCAUCAAGUUAUUGCAACUUUUCUAUAAUGUUACAGUAGGGUCAUGCGUAGUUAUGGUAAAUAACAAAACUGUAGCGCAAUUUUGCAAACAAACCCACUAAACUGAAACUUUCCAGCUACAUUGUAAAUAGUUCCAUACUUUAUACCAAAGUAAAAUGUCUUGAAGACAUGUUUGUGACCUGACAAAUUCAGGAAAGCAAGAUUCCUACAAAAAUGGUUCCAAACGCAUUACUUGGCUGGGGGGGGGAAGACUCUGGUGACUGGGAAGGGAAUUGCAUUGUGCUGCUGACAUAGUUCACUUAGCCUUUUCAAUUAUUUGUUUUCUCAGUCAUUGUCUGAAUCAAUAAAAAAAGCCAUUGUUGGGGUAUAAGGCUUAAGUAACAACCAAUGCAAUAAUUACCAGUGCUGUCUUUGUGUGCACCAAACUGCUGGUAUUUCUCCAGUAUAUUAGCAUCAUGCCCAGGUCCUUAACAGCAUGGGUGCAAAUGUAACAAAUUAUAUAAUUGAGAUAUAUUUUGCAUCUUGCUAAUGCGUUUUGGUAUCUGUUUCUUUUUGAAAUGGAAGUCAUGUGUUUGGAGUUUGCCGAUUUUGGUAAUAAUUAAAGCUGAAAAAUCACAGGUCUAGAAUUAAUACGAAUAAAGGCAGCACAUUGUCAUGUUGUAGUUCUGGUCUCUAUACCAAGAAAGCACAACACAUAGAAAAGGAAUAUCUUCUCACAGCAUUAGAAAAAAAAAUGAUUUAACAUUUAUGUUACAUAUGUAGCUUGUGUAUUUUCAGAUUUGUCAGUAAAAUCUUAAAAUACUAACUAAAAGGUUUAUUUAGCCUGUCUGCUAAAUUUGAGGGGGAAGAAAAGAUUCAAUUUAGCCUCAAUCAAAAAUAAAAUUCUGUAUUUAGGAUAAAUAUAAGAAGAAGAAAAAAAAAUGUGAUGUGUAUUACUUUACAUUUGGCACCUCAUAUUUUCAGAUUAUAUGCUUGAUCAAAUAUAACCCUAUGUUCCAUUUAAUGCAUCUAUAAAUUCCUGCCCCACUACCUUGGUUUGCAUGUGCUGGCAUGUCAUGUGCCACCGAAAGGUCUCUGCAUGGCCCUGCUUCAAACUCUCCUCACUGUGGAACUUCUUUUUUCCAUGGAAAACUUGUGGAUAUAUUCAAAUUCCAAAAGGCAUGACCAUAAGGUAAAUAUAAAAGUGCACACUCUAACAAAUGCUUGAACCACAAAUUGUUUUUGAAGCUGAGGAGGCAAAUAACUCAAAUAAAAAUACAUUUUACAAACCUGGAGAUUUAUGGGGAAUCCCAUCUAAAUUUCAUAUUAUUUAACAGGAAUUAAGUCCUGUGUGAAAAUGAAUUUGCUGCUGGAAUGCUGUUUGUGUAAACAGAAAGAUAUGAGUAAAGAUAUUUCUCCACUGUCUCUUCAUUGAUAUUCAACGGAGGUGACAAAAUGCUCUUUCAAUUUAGAUAUGUUGUGUGGUGCAUAUCCAGCAAAACAUUUAUUUCACAAAAACGCAUUACUUACAGGAUACACAGUUAAUGGACUUCAAACUAAGGUCAGUAAUUCAUGGCUCAGUCUAACACACUUAUUUUAAUUCAGUCGGUCCACAAACAAGCUAGAAAUGGCAAGCAGGUUUCAGCAUGUACUGCAUUUAGCCACUUUUGAAUUUCACAAACAUAGGCUUUGAGAGUUAUGCAGACACCUCUCAUAGAGGGAGGAUUAGCAUACAGGACAAUUUCAAACCUACUGUUAUGACUGAUUCAUCCUACGUGUUGCCCAUCAGACAAUGAGUAUGAUAUGAAACUUGCUUUCAAAAUCAUAACCCAAGUCCUUCAUACACUGUUGUAACCAGGUACCGUAAAUGGUCAUCCAGGGCUGAUCUCAUGAAGAGGAACAGUGCUUCCUUUUCCGUGCACUUUCUUUGUUAGUAUAAUUGGAACUCAAGAAUAAUUAUUUUAAUCUUCACAGAAAUCUCUGCAAUUCCAAACACCCCAGGGAGCACAUCAGUGCACACUGAGUGUUUGGUUUCACUAAGAGUAGAUUUAUAAAUACUUGGAAGUUUCAAAAAACACAUCCCUAGAUUUUAAUUUUUAUCAGAUUACAGUAUUAAUGGAGAGUACAAUGAGAAUUGAGCGAAUAAAGGGAUUAAUAACCAACCUUAAGCUUCAGCAAAAGUUUCUUGCAGAUACUGUAAAUGCAGACAGAGCCAGAGCAUGUUUUUAGAGGUAUGUGAUAUACACAACCUAAACAAAGCAGCAGUGAUGUGCCCAUCAGCGGCCAAACUGGAUACAGCAAACCCUCUGAGAAAAUGUCAUGGACUGCAGCUCCAAUUUUACUCAGAAAAAUAAACCAAAGGAUCAUUAGUUUUACUUCUGCAGGGUCAUGUGUUUCAUUACUAAGAUGAAUUUCCAUCAUUAGGAAGAUGCCAUCAUGAUAAGUAUGAAUAGCCAUUAAUGUCUUAGUUCAGCUGAGGACAACUUUUUUCAAGGUGGACUAAAAAUCAGUCUUCAUCUUCACUAACCUAAGGGGAUGGGGGAUUGGAGCGGAGUGAGGGGUCUAGACCAUAGCUGAGGUGUAUUGCUUAAAUAGAUAAAGUCUAUAGUGGGAACCGCAUAUAAUUCCAUGCUGAUGGUAGAUAUUCUGUACCUUCCCAAAAAGACUUCAUCAUAUCAAUUUCCAAUCAAAUAGCUACAGUGCACUGCAGCAAAGACACCAAGCCCCAGUAACAUAGCUAUUCUUCAUUUUAUUGAGUGCUUAGGAGUUUUACAACAUGUUUUUGAAUGGAAUUUACACUUGAUUGAAAUGCAACACAUCAGUCAAGAACACUUAAUCUGACUCCUAUAAUGCUGUCCCACUCAGGUUUUCCAGACAUCUUUCCUUUCAGAAGGGAUUAAGUAAGGGAGAGUUCAUGAGAGUCAGUAGUUGACUGGAGAAGUGAAUUGCUAGAUAUUAACAACUUGUGUGAAAGUCUAAUGAGGAAUAGUGGGUUUUGAGAUAUAUUUCUGGGGCAGAAAAACCUCAGACAUCUAGAAUUAAUUUCAGUUUCUUCCACCAGAAUUCAGGAUACACACUGAAAUAUCCCAUCACAAACAUAUGAUUACAUCAACUCUGCAAGGCAUUGUAAAAGUGAGAUAAGUGUUCUUUGGUGUUGCAGUGAAAACACAGCUCGGCACAGUUGCAGAAAUAUAUUUCUGUGGUGGAAAACAUGUUUUUCCAGUCAAACCAUAUAGUCAAUUGUUGUGUGGCAAUCGACAAUCAGAAGAGUCAUCCCACCUUAUAACACAAUUCAAUUUAUUUAGAUCCACCAUUGGCAGAGACAUGGAUAAGAUCAAUUCCCAGGGUCAUGGAAAGAAAAUGGUAAUUAAGGUACACUGUAUGACCAAAAGUAUAAGGACAUAUAUAUGGACAUAUAUAUGGUUUUGGCUAAGCCAAUUAGUUCCAGUGAAGACAAAUUGUAAUGCUACAGCGUACAAUCACAUUCUAGAUGAUGCUGUGCUUCCCCAAGAGUUUCAGAAUGGUCCUUUCCUGUUUCAGCAUGACAAUGCCCUCGGGCACACAGCAACAUCCAUAUAGAAAUGGUUUUGUCAGGAACAGUGUGGAAGAACUUGAUUAGUCUGCAUAGAGCCCUGACCUCAACCCCAUCUAACGUCUUUGGGAUCAAUUGGAAAGCCAACUGCGAGCCAGGCCUAAUCGCCCAAUCAGUGCCCAACUUCACCAAUGCUCUUCUGGCUGAAUAGAAGUAAAUUCCAGCAGCAAUGCUCCAACAUCUAGUAUAAAACCUUCCCAGAAAAGUGGAGGUUGUUAUAGCAGCAAAGGGUUGACCAACUCCAUAUUAAUGCCCAUUAAUUUCAUUUUGGAUGAAAUGUUGGAUGUCAGGUGUCCACAUACUUUUGGCCAUGUACUGUAGUUUAUAGAACUGGACUCCAUAUAUUCAUGUACUUCAUUGGAAUUUUCAGGUUUCUGAGACAAUUUAUAGCUCCAUCGGCAAAGUACUGCACCCUCAAAUGGAAAAUAACAUUUAUGAUAGUCUCAAAAUAUGAACUAGUCUGAAACAAAUUCUGGUGCAGAGGCGUGUUGAUGUUGUUGUUUUUGUUGAUGAUGAUAAUGAUGUUGAUGAUAUUUUUAGUCAGCCACAUCAACUUAUGCGAUACAAUGGAUGUAUACACAAAACAUUCCCACAGAGAAGCAAGAAUAGAAAUCAGGCAGAAAAAAACCUGUGCUAAAUAAAACAACGUCACGGGAAAAACAUUGCUUAACAAUGACCCACAAGAGGAAUAUUUUCAUGUAUGAAUUGCUAUUUUUAAUUUUGAUUAACAAAGAACAAAAAGAUUUUCUCAAAUUUUGAAGUUACUUUUCUUAAACCUCCAAGUUGACCUUUCAGCCAGCAAUUGCAAAGCCACCCAUGCACACCCCCACAUACACCUACUUACACAUCUGCACACCCCUUAUGCCCAUGCACACAUAAACACAAACACACAAUGGGUGGUGUGGUGAGAUUUUAUAAAUCUGCACUGGAAACAGGUUUUUUUCUAACAAAAAACAGAAACGAAAGGCAAUACUGUGUUUUUUUUUAAGCACUGGUUCUUGCGCGCUUGGAUAGUAUUUUUGCAAAUUUCCCCACUUUUCAUGGUUGGGGACAGGAUGCCGGUUUUAAUUACUCAUACUGCUAUCACAUCGCUACCUUAAGCCAUUUUAGGCAAUUACCUGCUGGUCUCCCUGUAGUGUCGUUCUCAAUGACGGUAUUAAGCAUUUCUGGAAACAAACUGUCAGUCCUUAGGUUUCUAUGGUAACUGUGGCCGACACCUACCUGCUUGCUGACGACAGCCACCAGCGUGUUUUCAGGCUUGCAGACAAGCGCGUGGUUGCAGAAGACUUUGCUUCUCGGUCCAGUGGGCUUUCACCUUCCGGCGCAUUUUGAACUUCGGAAAAAUAAAAAAAUAAAAAGAAAUAAAAAAACACCGUCUUGCAGUAAUUUGAGAAGAUUACAGGACAGUAUUUUGAUGCUUCUUCCUGACAUCGUUAUAAAGGAACUAGGGUAAACGCAGUCGGAAAUGUAAAAUCCCACCCAGAAGAAGUUGUUCUGAAUUAUAAGCACACUGAUGUGUACUUUGAGUUUUUGUUAAGAAGGGAAGACCUUUAAACCUGGUGAAAGUCAGCAAUGUCAUUUCAGGAGGUCCAAGUUGAACAGAGCCAAGAAAAGGUUGGUUUGAAGAGGAAGCUGACGGGACCUCCAAGGCUGCUUUUGGGCAAAUUCAGGGCUAAAACUCAAGGUGACAACGAGACAGAGGCUCAGACUGAGGGACCCGAUGACAGGAGUGACAGCAAGGAGCCCGGAAUGGAUUCUCCCAAAAGCCAGCACGGCAACACGGCAGAUGAUGGCUCCCCGAGCAUCGCCAUGGAGAGUUUCCAGAAUCUCACCGCCAAGCAGCCGGAGAUGAAGAGUGAGCAGGCCCCAGCCGUAGCUUUGGAGGUGUGUUCCACUUCAAAGAAUAGUGACGCAGAGGGAGAGGGUCGGGAUGAUAGAAAUACAGUGAAAGAGCGGGCAAAGAAAAGGUCCCGGAGGUGGUUCUGGGCCCCCUCUAUGGUCUGCAUAAGAAGACGCAGGAGGAGAUCUGGUGGGGAACGAGGUGCAGAUGGACCCUCCUGUGAUGUGAAGACCAGUCUUGCUGGCGAGCUCCUUGUGGAUGACCCCACUGGCCCAAGCGAAGACCGCAAGGCCACCAUUUUACAUUAUCAAGGCGAUGCUGUCACAGAAGGAAAAGGUGGAUUCUCGGACAGAACUGGAUCCACCUUGAAAAGACUGAUUGCAUUUAACAAACGCAAGAAGCCUAAAGGAGUGCAUUCGGAACCCGCAGUGCAAAGUGGAUCUAAAGCCCGGCUUCACCCAAAAGCUUCCUUCAGGAAAAAAAUGGGACUUUUCUUUAAACGUGGAAGCAAGAAUUCCCCUACCUCAGCAGAGCACAGGGGCACAACAGCUCCUCUGGACAGAGAGGCCGUGGGACUGCCUCUCCACGGACAAGGAGAACUCAGUGUCCCAGAGGGUGACUGUUCAGAAGCUGCUACAAAGUCAGGGGGUCACCUGACGGUGAGCGUGGAGGUGAGUGCUCUCGGCCAAGGAAGGACGGAAGAGAGAAGUCCCGUGGGAAGCAGCAAUAGGGCCGAUGGCGGUGGGAGCCCCGUGGGGUUGAGAAUGAUAGCAGAAGAAAUUAAACCUCGGCGUGGCUGUAAGGAUGAGCUGGACAGCAGACCUGAGCGGAGACUGAAAUCUGACCUUCCCUCAAAAAGUGCUGGUGGCCUCCCACCGCUGAUGGAGGAGACCUCUGCUGCAGAGAAAGACUCGGAUUGGUCCCCUGAUCUCAGAGCAAACCCCCACAAGGAUAGGUUAAAGGAAUCAGAUGCCGGAUCUCCAGUGGAUGUCACAUGUGCUGAGAAUGGCAGAAUUCCAGAGAAUGCACACACACAGGAUGCAAUGGGAGAGGGGCAUUCCUUGAGUGGACUUGGCCUGGAGAGCAGCGUGCAGGAUCUCCUUGCCUUGAAUGUCAGGGUACACAAUGGGAUUGACUGCAUGGGACACCUCAGCAGGGUCACUGUGCCCAUGGACACAGACAUUGUGGUUACCAAUGGACCAAUGGGAUCCCCUUUGGAGGACCUUCACCUUGGGGGCAGGUCCUUUCUAAACGACCUCCCUUAUUGUGAAUCUGGCCCACGGAAUUGCGAGGCGCUUCUGGUGCAGACCGCCUCCUCCUUGGUCCAGGCAGCAGUGAAGGCAGCCCUGGACCAACUUGCUGCGGAACUGGACGCUACGGCUGCCAGCGUCCACCAGGGGGCACAAGCGUGUCUCUGAGCCCCUCAUUGACUCUGUUCCCUACACCUUAAUGAACAGUACUUAUUGGGGAGGAACAAACAGGAGGCCAGCAGAAAUGUCUUGUGACCAAACACCAUACACCUCCCCUCCCCCACGCAUACACACUGCACACAGAGCACAUCUAUCCCUUCGUUUUCAACAAGAAAAGCUUUCCAGCAGUGCCAACAAACCAGUGCAUUGUGACUUUUAAUAAAAUAUCCAAAAAUGUCAGACAGAAAUGAGUACCACGACGGUACAAUUAAGGAACUAUCCAUUAUUGUGUUCUUGCUUACUCAAAGGUCAUGGGAGGGGAAUCUGAGCAUUAAAUAUAUGUUGUCAUGUUGGUAAGACAGUUUUAAAUAUAAUGGACAGAUUAAAUUAAACCUAAUCAUUUAUAUUUUAUUCAAUCCAUCUAGCGGCUUGUUGUGUUGGAGGCCAGAGUAAAAAAAAAAAACAUAUUCUGUGAUGGCUAGCCAGUGGCAAUUCUAUUUUACACUGAUAAAAAGUGACCAUUUAAAUGUGUUUUAUUCAAUUAGUCACAAUUGUAUCUGAAAUGUGUAACCUGUGUGUAACCAUUUUUCUCACUCUUAGCAAUUGGAAAAGGAUCUGAAGUCCAUUAGCUAUGUAAAUGUAAGGUAUUUCAGCUGUCAAUAAUGUGAAUUGUAGUCAGUGUUGAAACCGUCAAAAUAUGGAAGGUUACCUUGCAUUUUCUGUAGUUUUCUUCUUAUGUGAUUUCAUCACUAACACCCAUAAUUACUGCUGAACAGGUUUUGUGGGUUUAUGGCCAAAUGGCCAACCAGCUGGGCACAUGUACGCUCCUCCAUAUUAAAUAGAAAGCAAGACAAGUCUUUUAUCAAGUUUACCCUUGAGAAUUCUUAUCAAAAUGGAUUCUGUGUUAUACCUAUUGUAGACCAGUGGCUCUGUUUUACCUUUUUAUAUUUAUCACAUGUGUCAUAUGCAUUUAUGUCCAUGCUGUAAAAAAAAUGCAUUUGGUGUAUUACUGUUCAUGAACACUGCUGACAGAUUGAGCGAAAGAGACAAGCAACAUAUUUUCUCCCCAGUCUUUUUAUUUCAUCAAGGCUUUUGAGACAGAACUUAAAAUAGAGAAAUGCUGAGAAUGACAAAGAUCCUCUGGAAGACCUGCGUUUGGUAAAUGCCAAAUAACACCUUUGUGUUGAUUAAUCUUCUAAGAAAAAACAACACUUGAGACAGUUGUAUGCCUUGCCUGGUGGUUUCAGAGCACUCUUCCAGGGCCAAGGCCUCUAAUAAUGCAUUGUUGAUCACCUAGUCUGCCUGAAUUUGAUUAGGAAAUUGCACUGAUGCUGACUAAGUAUAGUGAAGGAAAGUUUGGCAAAUAAAUUGCAGUGUUGUAAAUAAAUUACUACCAAUUACAGACCGAGAGAGGAGAAACACUUUAGACAUUAUAUCACAUGCACUCACAUUCAGACAAACAGACACAACUUGUGAUCAUACACGUACACAAGCACUCUCACACAAACACUAAAACAUUUUUAAAUACAGUUGUAAGCACUUAAAUGCACAUAAUAUAAAAUAGUUAAAGAAUUUUUUUUUUGUUUUUUUAAAGGAACACCUUAAGGGGAGAUACCACAGGUGAAUAGUGAAAAAAAUGUUGUUUCAUCCCAUCAAAAUGAGAUUUUAUAUUUUGAAUGUGGACACAAAUGCAAACAUUUUCUGUAUUAUGAUUUUUAUUUAUUUUUUAGGAACAUAUGCAAAUUGGCUCAUGAAUAAUUAAAAGAUGAAAUUGCAUAUUCGUUUAAACACUUCAUUUUCUUAGUGGAUUGAAUCAAUCUGUAAAGUAAGCUGGAAAAAAAUGGCUGAUGAUACAUUGAAUGUAAAACAUAUAAUAAACGGAAUAUUUACAGAUACAUAACACACUGUAUGCAAUUCAUAUCGGCAAGCUGAGGAGAGUACUAACAUUAGAAAAAGCCUUUUAACAACAGAAACCAAUAAGAUUCUAGUUAAUAACUAUAUUUGAGAAAUCAUUGUCACAAUCUGGAAUGAUAUGCGAGUCAACAGGGUCAAUCCUACAGCCUUAGUGACACACGUUUAUGAAAGAUGCUACCGGAAGCUCAUGUUAUGCUUGGUAUAUGGCUGGUAUGAAAUAUUUCAAUUAACAAUUUAAAGUUGUCUCUGAUCAUUGUUUCAUAUAUUUUAUGAAACAAAAGUUGUAGAAGCUAAAUAUCAUAAUCUCUCGAAAUUGAUCUGUCCAGCUAAAAUCACCCUUUUUGCCUGUGGUUCCUCCUCUCAAACGUUGUGUUCAAUUUGGUAUGCUAUGUGGACUUCUGUAGCUGUGGUUAUUUUGCCCAGAUCUAAAAUUGCCUAAUUAAUCUCAGGCUUAAUAGCAUUUCAAGCCAGGAAAUAUAAUUUCACUGUCCAGUAAUAUCCACACAUCUCCUAAUUAACCAGCUAAGUGUGACACUCCUGUUGAUUAUGACCUUUUGCAUGCAGACAGACAUAUCUGUCAUUUAAAAUGCCCUGUUAAGCUGAAAAAAAGUUGGCGUUCAUGUUAGGUGAGGGCUUUUUCCUCCAAGUGCCCUGGUAAAUGUAGUGCCAUGAUAUAACUGUUCAUGUUGCAUUUUAUUUUCAGCUAACAUGUUUCCAUUCUGACCAUUCGCAAUGUUCUGUCUUCCUGUUGUUGCCUAGUGCUCCUGCUUGCACAUGUCCAUGUUAGCCAUAUAAAUAGUACCUCUAUAAAUAGUAGUAUCUUCUACAAUGCUCAGUGAAUGUGUCUUAUUUGUAAGAUUAUAAAACUGAGUUGGCAGCAUCAUCCUCAGCAAGGCUGACAACCCAAUAUCCAGAUUUAUGUCCUUCCAACAAACAGAUGUUUUCAGUUAGUGGCAGGCUAUCGCUUCAUAAGCGUAAACAUCAUCCAACAGCAGGCAGCCUUUCCACGUAGACCGUUUUUAUCAUUUUUAAAUGAGUCAGUAAAAUACGCAUGUCCAUCAGGCCUACGGCUGGUGCUUUUGACUUGGAUAAGGAAUCCAAAGGAACCAUAAACUGGUUACAGCCUUCUGCCACAAUCCGUCUUAACUUACAGCAUGAAACAUGCGUUGCAGAUGACUAAUCGUUGCCAUGACUAGCAUUGUGCAUGCUAUAAUGUAGUAUACAUUGCAGUAAGUCAUGUGGCCUACCAUCUAAUUCAUGGAUAUAAAUGUAAUAUAAAAUAUUAUACAGUAUACAUACCCUGAUUGAAUAUUGCUGGACCCUAUCCCACUGUAGCCUGUUGCUGUUAAUUUGUGUGAGCGUACUAGCAAGUCAGUGUACCUUCAGUUUUUUUAUGACCACGACAUGACUGACACGACUCCACUACAGAUCAAUCUGCAGUAAAAAGAAGGCUUCAGAAGGGUUCAUUUUUGUAAUUUUAUCCAUCCACAUAUUUGUGUGCCAAAAUUAGUUUUUUUUAUCUUCUCUGACUCAAAGUAUGACACCACAGAUUGUAAAUCUUGUUUCCAUAGCAAUUUGUAAGGCAGUAAAUCGAGCAGAGUCCAAUACCUAUAUGACACAAAGAGUAAGCAUUGUGUGUAUAAAAAGAUCAGGUUUUAAUCUGUUAUCACCAACAAAAACUUAGUUGUACUAGGAGAUGGCACAAGGGAAACAUACAUAGCUAUAUAAGUUAAGAAUACUAUCAGCAACUGCCAGGCACAACUAUCUGGAAUAAUUUCCAUGUUGAAUUCAGUAUCCUAAGUGCCCAAAGAUGCUGCCAGGUUAAGCUGACCAGUAAGACAAUAUUAAUAUUUCUCUUUUCGGUCAUUCUGCACACCUAACACUCUUUCGUGUAUGCACCACAAAGCCACAACUAAUGUAUGGUGUAAAGCCAUUGCGAUACGUUGCACAUAAGGACCCACCCUGCAUCGACGUGUCAGAACAUGUCUAUUUAUUAUUUGGUCCUAGCACUCCCUCUAGAGGUGACACAGCCUUACUGCAGUGCAAUGAGGAAGCGUGAAGCUUGUAAUCACACAUUUUCACAAUUUAUUUCCACAAGAAAUGUAUUGAACUUAUAAAGUAAAUAAAGUCUAUAUAUAUCUUCCUAUGCCCACAGGGGCUCCAAGGGAAGCAAUGUGAUGCGUUUCUAGUUUUGAUUUGCAUUUGAAAAUAUCUACUUUUUUCAAACUAUCUGCCUUUGAAGUCACAAUGAUAAAAAGCUCUUUAAACAGUCAAAUAUACCCGAACAUUGAAUUUGCAGAACAAAAACAAGACACAAAAAAUUAAUUGAAUCACAAAGUUGAAAUAUGAGCUUUUUACCACAAUCGUAAUUUGUCUGUCCAUGUGUGAUAAAGUCACAGAAAAAAAAAUAUUACGCCAAUUUCUAAAAAAUGAAAUUUUAUUUGCAAAAGUUUUUUUUGUAAUGUUCAAAACAUUAACAUACAUUAGUGUUUCUUAUUAAUAAAUACUUGGACAUCCUAAUGUAUUCUAACAGAUGUUACUGACAAAUUGCAAUAGGUAUUGCAGAACAGUGAACUGAAACUACCACAGCAAAAAUGACCACACCAUUAACACACACUCACAAAGACAAUGAAGCAAAUUGUAGGCAAGUCUUUUUCCUUGCCCAAUCCCAAUUGUCUAAAUUGACAAACUGCAUUUUCUGGAUCAGUUCACGUCAAUGCAGGCUCAAAUAAGUGCUACGUGGGAACAAAAAUGUGGUUGCUAAAAUCUAAAUAUGAGGUUCUCAAUUCACUUGUAUGUACUUUACAGUACAACCAUUCCAGUGUGACUAUUUUAAAUGCAGCAACUACAAUUCAUCCAGUAACCACGGCACACAUAUAUAGCUGAACAGAGCUCCCUUCGGAGAAUGGUAUAUCAUUUAGAAGUACCAUGAAACCCAUUCAUGAGUCACCAGGGAAGUAUGCUAAACAGCAAUCAAAAAUAGAGCAAUGGAUGUGAUAGAUAAGGUCCACAGUAUGUGUAUUUGUCAGUAAACCCCUUUACCAGUUUGAAAUUUGAGAAUAUACUUUCUCUUAAGGGCGAACAUUUUAAAGAUUUAAAAACGGCUAUUUAUUUAUUUGUGGGUGCCCAAAAAGGAGGUUACUAAGGCAAACUGUAAAGUACUGUUGUAAAACUGCGAUGCCUGCAUAUAAAUAUCAAAUAAAUGACUAAGUGUGUUGGGACAUG
This is a messenger RNA of Anguilla rostrata (American eel), 16794 nucleotides long. RefSeq names its product C-1-tetrahydrofolate synthase, cytoplasmic-like. Bases 625 to 3462 code for a protein of 945 amino acids. Gene Ontology annotation, molecular function: ATP binding; formate-tetrahydrofolate ligase activity; methenyltetrahydrofolate cyclohydrolase activity. Gene Ontology annotation, cellular component: cytosol. The transcript has 29 exons. Gene Ontology annotation, biological process: tetrahydrofolate interconversion. Lineage: Eukaryota; Metazoa; Chordata; Actinopteri; Anguilliformes; Anguillidae. The record is from RefSeq and is a predicted model, not a curated record.